Messenger RNA from Penicillium taxi, 849 nucleotides. RefSeq lists its product as uncharacterized. Bases 1 to 849 code for a protein of 282 amino acids. The record is from RefSeq and is a predicted model, not a curated record. Lineage: Eukaryota; Fungi; Ascomycota; Eurotiomycetes; Eurotiales; Aspergillaceae. The transcript has 3 exons.
AUGCCUCUACAAAAUAUCAAGCCUCACCGUACUAUCGAUUCCACCCCCUCUGGCAUCCCGUCAAGCUACCUCACUACCACCUCUGUUAACAAGAUCGACACAAUCGAACAAUUCAAAGCAGACGUGGUACGGGUUGUCACGAAUAACACUCCAGGCGAUCACCUGUAUACACAUGUGCCUCCACAGUGGGGAACAGAGUGCUUUAAAGAGAUAGAUGAGCUAUACUUCUGCCGUAAAACGUGGAAUAGCGUCGAAUUCACCCUGCGAAUUAAGACGAUGCCUGUGCAGGUGCAUGACUCCCACCAUGGGUGGAUUGCAUGUUCGAGGGAGGAUUGGAGGGCACUGAAUUUGUUCACGCUAGCGGAAAGCCGCCUCUGCUCUCCUAACGUUGGUACAACCAUUGAGUAUGCAUCAGGGCCGUUAAUGGGAUCAAAAAAAGAACCUGAUCUGCUUUUUGUCGUAGAUCGACAAAUGUAUCCGACAUUUGCGAUCGAAGCAGGUUGGUCGGAGUCUACCCCCCGCCUUAUUCACGAUAAAGACCUCCUCUUGAAUGGUGCUCAGGGAGAUACCCAGGUGGUUAUCACGAUUAAAUGGAGAAAGAAUAUCCGCAACCAGGUUUCGGGAAGUCUGAAGGUAUGGCGGUGGGGGCAAGCUACCUCGCUCGAGAUGACCAUCUUUCCUCGGCCUGCAAAUGGCCAUCUAGACGUCAUCGAUCUAACUCGCGGCGAAGUUUUUGGCCGGUCUAUCUUGCCUGGACGCAAUCCCAGCGAUAUUCUUCCCCUACAAUUGGAUGACUUACGAAGUUUGGCCGCGGAUAGGCUGGCUAUUAUGGGUUUGACACACACCUAA